Linepithema humile (Argentine ant) is the source of this 1742-nucleotide messenger RNA. It is a transcript of the gene VhaAC39-1, whose product is annotated as V-type proton ATPase subunit VhaAC39-1. NCBI's taxonomy places the organism in Eukaryota, Metazoa, Arthropoda, Insecta, Hymenoptera, Formicidae. Gene Ontology annotation, cellular component: early endosome; lysosomal membrane; proton-transporting V-type ATPase, V0 domain. The record is from RefSeq and is a predicted model, not a curated record. Gene Ontology annotation, molecular function: proton-transporting ATPase activity, rotational mechanism. Gene Ontology annotation, biological process: vacuolar transport; proton transmembrane transport; vacuolar acidification.
GACGACUGACCAAAUCAAUAUCGGUACCGCAAACUGUGCUUGGACCAUCCGCCCCAUCUAACAGUCUGGAAUUACCUUGUCAACACUGGUUACUAUUCCCUGGUCAUAUGCUGUCAUAUGAUCUUCGUGAAAAAGGGCGAGCCGCCAGACGUGUUUGACGUAUUGGUUUUUCACGCGAACGUAUCCGAGAAAGAUCUCUCAAAUGAAGGGGUGCAUGUUCAAUAUCGAUGGUGGCUACCUGGAAGGUCUGUGUCGUGGUUUCAAGUGCGGUAUACUUCAGCAAAGUGAUUAUCUGAACUUGGUUCAAUGCGAAACACUCGAAGAUUUGAAGCUACAUUUGGCUGGUACGGAUUAUGGCAGCUUCUUGGCGAACGAACCAUCUCCACUCGCUGUCAGUGUGAUCGAUGACAAAUUAAGGGAGAAACUGGUUGUGGAGUUUCAACAUAUGCGCAAUCAUUCCGUUGAACCUUUGUCUCAGUUUCUAGAUUUCAUUACAUACAGUUAUAUGAUCGACAAUAUCAUUCUACUCAUCACUGGUACUUUGCAUCAAAGACCGAUUUCAGAAUUGAUCCCAAAAUGCCAUCCACUUGGUAGCUUUGAGCAAAUGGAAGCAAUUCAUGUUGCUGCUACACCUGCUGAAUUGUACAAUGCUGUGCUGGUAGAUACACCUUUAGCACCAUUCUUUGUGGAUUGCAUAUCUGAACAGGAUUUAGAUGAAAUGAAUAUCGAGAUAAUAAGGAAUACGCUCUACAAGGCUUAUUUAGAAGCAUUUUAUAAUUUUUGCAAAGAUCUUGGUGGUACAACUGCAGAUACUAUGUGUGAAAUACUUGCUUUUGAAGCAGAUAGAAGAGCAAUCAUUAUAACCAUCAAUUCAUUUGGAACUGAAUUGGGUAAAGAUGAUCGUGCAAAAUUGUACCCACGCUGUGGACGUUUGAAUCCAGAUGGAUUGGCAUCCUUAGCAAGAGCUGAUGAUUAUGAACAGGUGAAAGCUGUAGCGGAAUAUUACGCGGAAUACAGCGCCUUAUUUGAAGGAGCAGGUAAUAAUCCUGGCGAUAAAACCUUGGAAGACAAAUUUUUUGAGCAUGAGGUUCGCCUAAACGUCCAUGCUUUCCUUCAACAAUUUCACUUUGGAGUAUUCUAUAGCUACUUAAAACUGAAAGAACAGGAGUGCCGUAAUAUUGUAUGGAUUUCGGAAUGCGUUGCUCAGAAGCAUCGCGCUAAAAUAGACAACUACAUUCCUAUAUUUUAAAUUAAUCGAACGAUAUUAAAUUGACGAUAUAUCAGUCAUCUAUAUAUUUACUUCUGCAACAGUAAUAUAAUGAUUAAUUUCUAUAACCAUUUUUCUUUUAAUUUAAUGUCACGAAUAAUGCAAAAUUAUGCGAUGAUUAGUGUAACUGUUAUCAAGAGGGCUUUUGGAAGUUAUUUGAGAAAUAAUACUGCCACCCAAAUUUAUUUUAGCAAAUUCAAUUAAUAAUCGCAAAUAUAUAUAUGUAUAUCUAUCAAAUAUUGAUAAGCCAUGGCGCAUGUACACGUAUGUGUCAAGUAUUAUUUAGAAUUGUUAUCAUACAUUACAAGAGUUUAAGCAGCAUAGCAAAAUCUGUGUGUGUACAUAGUGUAUUUUAUUGUAAUCGUCAAUGUAAAUCAGUUUCACAUAUUAUCCAUAUGUUAUUAUGUUGUAAUUAUUGAUAUAUUUCACAAUGUAAUAUAAAGUAAUAAAAAUAUAUUGUAUUCUGUAUGAUUAA